This is a messenger RNA of Arachis ipaensis, 3423 nucleotides long. Its product is annotated as putative disease resistance RPP13-like protein 1. Gene Ontology annotation, molecular function: ADP binding; protein binding. The record is from RefSeq and is a predicted model, not a curated record. NCBI's taxonomy places the organism in Eukaryota, Viridiplantae, Streptophyta, Magnoliopsida, Fabales, Fabaceae.
ACUAUCGAAUGACAUUUGGGAAUUUCCUAUGUCAAAUAGCAAAAUUGUUCCUGCAUUGUUAAUAAGUUACUAUCAUCUUUCUGCGCAUUUAAAACGCUGCUUUGUUUAUUGUUCAUUGUAUCCCAAAGAUUAUCAAUUUGAUAAGGAUGAAUUAAUCUUGCUAUGGAUGGCUGAAGAUCUUUUGCGACCUCCAAAGAGGGGAGAGACUUUAGAAGAAGUUGGUUGCGAGUGUUUUGACAACUUAGCUUCAAGAUUAUUUUUCAAGCAGGUCAAGAAUGAUGAUGAGAAGUAUUUUUUGAUGCAUGAUCUCAUGCAUGACUUGGCAAUUUUUCUAGCUGGAAAAUUUUAUUGUAGAUUGUCAGAAGGACUUGGUGAAAAGGAAGAGAUGAGUAUUCUAACUCGUCAUUUGUCACACGAUCAUUCAAUCUCUAAAACAAUUCGUUCCUCUAAUAAAAUAGAAUCUUUGAGGACAUCAUUGCAUAUCAAUAAUGGACGUCGGCUCCAGAAGGAAUGCGCAACGUUACAGUGGGACAUAUUGUCAAAGAAUAAAUACUUGAGAGUUUUAUCCUUUGAUAUACUCAAUAUAUUUCCUAAUUCAAUAGCAAAAUUGAUCCAACUGCGCUACUUGGAUCUCUCUAGGAGUAAAAUUGAGGUAUUGCCACAGUCAUUAUGCAACUUGUGCAAUCUACAAAGUCUAAAGUUACGGGAGUGUUGGUCCCUAACUAUGCUGCCUAGUAGCAUAGGUGAACUGAUCCACCUACGCUAUUUGGAACUCUCUGGAAGUGCUGUUAAGACACUGCCUGAAUCAUUGUGCAAGUUGUGUAAUUUACAAACACUAAAGCUAGAAGAUUGUUCAAAGCUGACUAUGCUGCCCAAUGGCAUGUGUAAUCUUGUGAGUUUGCGGCAUCUUGAUAUAAGGAAAACUCCUCUUAAAGAAAUGCCAAAAGGAAUGAGCAAAAUGAAACAAUUGCACAUUUUAAGCUACUAUAUGGUAGGCAAGGAUGAAGUCAAUGGAAUUCAAGAGUUAGGAGGACUUGUAAAUCUUCAUGGAUCAUUUGAGAUUCAGAAAUUGGAGAAUGUUGGUGAUGUCAAUGAGGCAAGGAGUGCAAGGAUAAUAGAUAAGAAGCACAUUGACGACUUAUUGUUGGAAUGGUCUUCAGGUGAUGAUGUGGUUUCAGACACAGAAACUGAAAGAGAUAUACUCCACAACUUGCAACCGCACAGUGGCUUGAAAAAGUUUACAAUCAAGGGAUACAAAAGUAAAUUAUUUCCUGAUUGGAUUGGGCAUUCCUUCUACCAAAACAUGACAAAUGUGUCUCUGAAGUCUUGCAAGAAUUGCUGCAUGCUGCCUUCACUUGGACAGCUGCCAUCUCUUAAGUCCCUAAGCAUUCAAGGUUUUGAUCAACUCAAGUGUGUUGGUGAUGAGUUUUACCAGAAUGAAGACGAUCAUUCUUUGCAUAUUGCUCCUUUUCCCUCACUAGAGAGAUUGGAAUUUAAUUAUAUGUCAUGUUGGGAGGAGUGGCACUUACCUGAAUCAAAAGCUUUUCCUCAGCUUAAGUGGCUUCGAAUAACAAAUUGUCCAAAGUUAAAGGGAGAUAUGGUUAAUCCCAUAUUAAUGAGUAUCAUUUCUUCCUCAUCGGAUGCUUCGAAAGUGCGCAAAGUGCAAAUACGAGAAGAUUACCCAGGAUUAGAUAUAGGUACAUCACUUCAUGGGGAUACUGUAUCAAUUAGGGGAUGUCAAUCAUCUGUGGAGUGUGCAAUUAAAGCAAUGAUCAGCAUCAACCAUCUAACUUCCCUCCAAGAAAUAGAAUUCUUAGGGUGUUGGUCUGUUGUAUCCUUGCAGGGAAAUUGUUUACCCAAAUCUUUGCAAAAACUCACAAUCGAGUGUUACAGUGAACUGGAAUUACUCCAGCAGCAAGAGAAGUAUGAUUUGGUAGAGCUACAAAUAAAAUACAGCUGUGAUUCACUAUCCUCUUUCUUGUUGGAUGCCUUUCCCAAACUCAAGAUUCUUGCGUUUCGAGAGUGUAAGAAUCUGAAAUCAGUUUCAAUGUCAGAGCCAUCACAUGCUGCUCUUCAAAGUCUCUACAUCUUUUAUUGCACCAAAUUAGUGUCAUUUCCAGAAGAAGGACUGGCUGCACCCAACAUGACUCAUCUCUGUGUCAGAGAUUGCCACAAGUUGGAAGCAUUGCCUCGUGGCAUGAAUAGUCUUCUUCCAUGUUUACAGUCUCUCGACAUUCGAGGUUGUCCAAACAUUACUAGUUUGCCAGAGGGUGGUUUGCCAUCUAACUUGAAAGAGCUUAGUGUGGGAGCUUGCGAGCAACAGUUGAGUAAUCUAUCAUGGAUGGGCAACUUGGACACCCUCACUCAUCUCACUGUUGAUGAUACUUGGUGUGAGAGCAAAAUAAAGUCCUAUCCAGAGGCGGGUUCGCUGCCUCGCCUUCCCUCCCUUACCACUCUAAAGAUCAGUUCACUUUGUAAACUGGAGACAUUGGAUUGCAAACAGCUUCUCUGCCUAACCUCCCUCCAACAAUUACACAUUAGGUAUUGUCCAGAGCUGGAGAAUAUGGCGGGAGAAAAGCUUCCUUCCUCCCUCUUACUACUCAAAAUCGAGAGAUGCACAUUGCUGGGAAAACACUGCAAGAACAAGCAUCAACAAAUUUGGCCCAAAAUUUCCCACAUCCCUGAGAUUAAAGUCAUUGAUUAAGAGAAUUUUUGAAAGAAAGAUUUCUGAGCAGGUAGCUUGUGUACAUAUCAAGAUGUAAUCCUAUACACUGGCUGCAUAUCUUCAUUUAAUUCUAAGUUCAUUUGAAGUGGUAAUUAAGUUGGAUUGAUGCGUUGGGAACCAGAAACUAUGUUUUCUGAUUUUUGGCUUCAUGUUAUUGAAAAGCAAAGACAUGAUGGAGGAAGUUGGAGUGAUAUUCAUUAUUGAAAAGCUUUUGUUGUUGCUGGAGAUACAUUGGGAACAGGAAGUACAUUUGAGGUUUAGUAACCAACCAUAUCUAAAUUAUCUUCAUUCAAUCCAAAGUUCAUCAGAAGAGGUGCUCUGUAAUUUUAGCUUCAGGUUGGUAUAGUUACUUUAUUCCUGCUUACAAUUUACUUUUCCCAUUUUUGAUGGGAGAAACAAAAAGACAUGAUGAUAGCUUGAUUUGUGAAGGAAUUAGUGACAUGUAGUUCAGGGAAAGAUUAUGUUUCUUCCUUUCCCAUUGUUUAAUGUAUAUGCUAAACUAAAUGUACUAUAAAUAUAAACUUAAUUUUGGUUCUUUAAAUACUGCCAAAGCUGUUACAAUGCCAAAACUGCAAUUCAAUGGUGGAGUUUGUAAAUUUAAACAAGUUCUUUAACAUUUCUAAUGCAUUCAAGUUUAUUACAUGAAUUUAUAAAUACACCUGUAAUGUGGUUAUUCAUUAAUAAAAUCUGUUAUCAAA